AUGACCGGAACAAAGCGGCCCGGAAGAACCGUCAAGGCAUGCACCAAUUGCCGGCAGCAGAAGGUAGGCUGCGUCCUAAAUCGCUUUUCUUUCCACCCCGUGCUUACUCUAAGAAUUAGUUGCGGUGCGAUGCUAGCGACAAACCCUCGAAACAAUGUUCGCGAUGCAGUCGCUUGCAUUUGGAAUGCGUCGUCUUACGGACCUUCAAGCGGGUCAAGAAGAAAACCAGAACUACAGCAAGAAGUAGAAUUCUUGCGCGAGCAAAUGGCAAUGGGAGCCCCGACAAGCCCCCCUGUCGACGAUCUUCUCAUGCAGCCUGAUGCUGCAGAUCAAGAUGGAUCCACUCGCACAAAACCAAGACGUCGGGAAUGCUCUGCUGGAACCAGCGUUGCUAUCAGGAAUGUUACAUUCGCGGCACAACGCCAACGCAUCUCCGACAUCACCGCGAUCUCUGGACGGCUUCGAGGUGGAAGCUCACAAGAUCGACGACUGCUUUUCCUUGUAACGUUUCUCAUACCCCAGUCAACGAGCACGAGUCCUAAUGUUCAAUACAGAUUCUUUUCCAAUUAUGCUCACAUUCUGCCCAUUCUUGAUGCACAGGUCUCACCUGACGAGUAUUACCUCCGUUGUCCACAACUUUUCUGGACAAUUGUGGGAGUGGGCUGUCGACAGUAUGUCAGAGAUCCAACUCUAUUGACACGGCUAGCACCGUCAAUCCAGACUAUGGCUCUAUCUUCGUUGGCAACACGAGUGGCUGUUAUCGACAUGAUUCAAAGUCUACUUAUACUAUCUACCUGGCCAUUCCCUUUCAAUUCAGCCAGUAAAGCCAUGGUACAUAUAUUCAGCAGUGCGGCCGUGAACCUAGCUCAGCAGAUUGGCUUGCACGUUGUCGGUGUUGGACAGGAUUUUGCUCGUGUUAAGCUCAAUCCAAAUGAGACAGUGAAAGCGUACCGGGCACAAUUAUGGAAUUACUGUAUCAUAAUAAAUCAGAGUACCAGCUAUGCAGAUGGACUUCUGCCCAGUGUCUUAACCGCCAUGGAUAAGAACGAUCUCACUCGCGCUCACGCACUACUCUCUCCAGAUCUGCAGUACAGGCGCAAAAUUCAUCAAAUCGCCCUCGAAGCUACACAGGCCAUGCAGCAAGCUGGAUUAGCGGAAAGUGAUGGCUACAACACAGCACUUCUGCAUUCUCUAAUCGGCACCUUCGACCGCGAGGUGUCAAGUAUGCCGCCUUUGACAGGCACCAGUGGCAUGAACAGGAUAUAUUACAUCCUAGCGCGGCUGCACAUCAGAACAUUCCAUUUCUUCAGCACCAAUGGUCCAGACUCUUUCGCCCCACUACUCAGUGUCUACGAGACAGCCGUAGAAGCAAUCGAAACAGUAACCUCAAUAUGCACACCAGCUGCAGUUUGCACAUUUUAUAUACAUCGGAUGCUGGUUCUUGCGGCCUUGACCAUUCUGAAGAUUCUGCGCAGCGACAUGCAUAAACAAGCAGUUGACGUCCGAACAGGAGAAUACGCGUAUUUCUCCGCAAUUAUGUUUCUUCGACGGCUGUCCAUGGCCCAUGAUGAUAUCAGUGCGCGUGGUGCAGACAUAAUGGCUCAGAUGUGGGCUAGCGACUCUGUUUUUAAAGGCACUGAUGGCACACGAGACAGUCUCACACUGCGUAUUCGAAGCCGGUUGACAAUGAGUGUCAUAUAUGAUGUUUUCUGGUGGUGGCGUGAGGAGAUUGCCGGGUUGGCGAGCCCUUAUAAGGACAAACGGGACAAGAAUAAAACUGCAAGUGAGAGAUCAAAUACCCAUGCAAAUGACAACCAAGACCAGGAAAUGCAUUCAAAAGCCCCAGCAGAGUUUGGCAGUAUCCCAUACUUCGGCACCGAGUUUGACGACCUCGCAGAAUUCAGCUGGACAGGCGCACUGAAAGACGUGACACUGGACCAACCAGUCGAUGAAACGAUCUUUGGAAUGACGCCUGGCUCGAACUAA
Molecule: messenger RNA, 1986 nt
Organism: Penicillium lagena
Lineage: Eukaryota; Fungi; Ascomycota; Eurotiomycetes; Eurotiales; Aspergillaceae
Product: fungal specific transcription factor domain-containing protein
Exons: 6
Coding region: 1-1986 (661 amino acids)
Biological process (GO): regulation of DNA-templated transcription
Cellular component (GO): nucleus
Molecular function (GO): DNA-binding transcription factor activity, RNA polymerase II-specific; transcription cis-regulatory region binding
Source: RefSeq, a predicted model, not a curated record